CCUUUAAGACGCUGGCGGAAAAAGGAAGACGGCUUUGUCGUUCCCAUGAUUCAACGCAAAACGGGCUUUGAUAGGGGACAACACAACACUGAACUGUCAAAGUCUAACAAUAAUCAACACAGCGUGAACAUUUUUCGAAAAUCUCCAGCGCUUUUUACAGUGUUCACACUAAUUCAAGUCAAGAUAUUUUACAUGUUUUUCUGACGCUUGAAAAUGCUGUGAUACUAUGAAUCUAAAGAGGAGAUUGUCUGUGCCUAAGGGCCAGCCAGGAGCAUGCCACUGAUCCUCUUCGCCUUCGUGGUGCGGGUCAGAGAUGGGCUCCCUCUCUCGGCCUCCACGGACUUCCAGCACAAUAGGGAGCUGCAAGAGAGGAAGCAGCAGCUGAAGGUCAUCUCGAAGUCACUGGCACUCUUCCCAGAGCGAGGGACGGUCAAGGGUCGCGACCUCAACAUCUACUUCCUGUCCACCGAAGGCGUGUCCUACAUGGCCGUGUGCUCCUGUCGGCUCCCCGCCGCUCCGGCCUACUGCUUCCUCGAGGACGUCCGCUGGGAGUUCUCUGCCCGCUUUGACAGCUCGGCGGUCGCCCUGGCAAGCAGGCCCUAUCCGUUCCUGGACUUCGACAGCAUCAUUCAAAAGCUGAAGCAGCAUUAUAACCAGAGUGGCGGGCCCUCUUUAGGGGUGACGCUGGCUGAGGUGCAGGACGAGCUGAGGGCCAGCCCUCCUGAAGUCGUCAACUUGGAGGGUGUACAGCUCAGCAAUGGAGCAGCCAAUGGGCAUGCAGAAGCGCCUGGAACCGGGCCCAACCAGCGACUGGAGCCGGUGUCAGCCCCGGGGAUCCUCUCACUAGUACUCAACAUCAUGUGUGCCGCCCUGAAUCUCAUCAGAGGGGUCCACCUUAUCGAGUACACCUUCCAGGACGACUAUGAUGGCAUAUGGAAUGUAGUUGCCUUUCUUUUGGCAUUUCUUUGCUGUGUUUGUCAGUGUCAGCUUUACUUGUUCCACUCCUCUCUGAAGAGGCUCAAGGCCUUCACCCUCCUAACCCUCAUCAUCGUAUGCAACGGCUUCCUGUUUGGGCUGAGGAACGUUUGGCAGCUGUCCUUCCACAUGUCUGUGGCCUGCCUCUCCACAGCCCUCACCCUCACCAGGAAACUGCAGGACAGGACAAGUGACUGUGGUGUCUGAGAGCCAGAAUGGCAGCCAGCCAACCCAGAGUGAAGGUGGGGAGAUGCAAUAUCAGACGUUGGUAUGAUUGCAAUAUGAAGGAAUGGAGUUUUUUUUUGCUUUUUGGUUGGUAAGAUUUGAUUUUGGUUUCAGGAGUUGUGUGUUGACAGUACACUGUUCAUCAGCGGUGUGGUCAUCAACAGGAGUGUGUGUGUGUGUUGUGACAUUUGACCUGAGAUGAACGCCACUUGCCAAAAAGUCAUGCGAAAAGUCAUGAAAGUUGACAUUACCAGCACCAGGCCUGUGUGACCAUUAUUGCUGCACUUAUCAAUAUUUUCCAAGACUGAGUAUAGCCCUGUGGAUAUUUUGAACAACAUUACAAAGGGCUAGGAGAUAAGGGAUUUUAAUGUCAAAUGAAUCUUGACAAGUCUGGGCAUAGGUCAGUGGUGCCGUUGAUUGAAGGUUGAACAGCCUUACGUCCAUACAGUUUCAGUUACACUGGAACACCAGUAACUCCACCUGGCAAAGAGCCAGUCAGGGUUAUGGCCUGAAGCGGCAUAGAUUGGUAGUACAAGAUUUGCACUAGGAUUGUUUUUCUCUGUUAAUUUAUUCCAUUUCAGCUCAUCCAAUGCAUUUGUGUUGUUUACGUCUUAAUUUGUGUUAUAUUGAUGUGUAAGGAACUACAUACUUAUAAAAAAUGUCAUUAGUUAUUUUGUAAUUUUCAUUAUCUUUCAUGUAUGACUGCUUUUAGAUGAAUUUGCAAGACAUUACUUUAAUCAUCUAACUAAGUAUGCCUGAGCUGAUGUGUUUGUGGAUGACAUAAGCUUGACUAGUUUAGAAUAGCUUUUUGCACUUAGUCGUUGUUUACAAAAUAGAUAUCGAUCUCUGAUAGAGAGCUUUGUCAUUUGUUAUUGUGGUUCAAGUUUGAAAGUAGAGUUUUUAUUUGAUAGCCUUGGCCUAUACGUCCCCUAAUUUGUAGUGUUCUGGCGAUGUCAGGUACAGUGCCAUGAGUAAGACUUGUGUGACUACCCACAAUGCAGUGCUCUGAGAGAAGGCCAGAAAAGCUAGGUAAAAACUCCAUGUGGUAAAUGCUACUGUAUGUGUUUGACCCUGUGUUGUGACAUAGGUAUUAAGUGGAAACAAGGUUAAUAGUGUACAAUGUCUGUGCAGUUAAUAAUUAGUAUGGCUUGGCAUUACCGAUAUUGAGCAGUGAGCUGUUUUUAUAUCAUUCCUUUGCCACAAAAAUAGAUUUUGCUUGCUGAAGAUCAGUGCAGAUCAGAGCAUUAAUAUAAUUUCGCUGUUGAAGGACAAGUAUGAACACUUACUCAAAAUAAGAUGAAAGCUUAAUCAGGUAUAACUCACAUUAGGGGAUGCUUGAAUGUACCUUCUGAGAGUGUUGGCAUUUCAAUUUAUCUGUACAAGACGAUAGGCACUCUUAUAUUUGCCAGAGAGAGAGAGACCGAGAGAGACAGAGAGAGACAGAGCGAGAGAGAGAGAGAGAGAGAGAGAGAUAGAGAGUGAGUGAUAGUGAGUUGGAGAGUAACUUUUAAAUUACAAUAGUAGCAAGAUUAAAAUGACCACACAAACUUUUCUACUAUACACAAAUGGAAUUGAUAGAAUGAAUGAAGUUCAUUAAGGAGAAAAAAAAUGCUGCACUGAAAGGUGCUUUUGGACACAUUUUAGCCUAACCACAAUAACAGAUAGAUAUCCGAAGAUAUCACGUUUUCUAUCAAGUCCAUAACUUGUUUGACAGUUUUAAGAAAAAAACUUUAUCAUUAUUUGCAAGAUUCAUUGCUUCAACGGCGUGUUUAUUUGGUAUUGAAUAUUUUCUUCUGUAAAUUACAUUAAGUCUGUGGUGCAUAAGACAGCUGUAGAGAAAUUUGUUUGGGCAUUUUAACAUAUUAUUACCAUCGCUGAGGGAAAGUAUGAAAACCACUUUGAUAUGUAUUGUAUCAACUGAUGCACAUAUUUGCUUACUCUUCAAAGGCUUGGCUAAUUAAGUACUCCUGUUUGUCCUUACACUGUCAUCAUGCAGUGGCUUAUCACAUUAUUGAUAAAUCAAUAUAGCCAGAGGCUGUUACUGCUAAGAUAAUAAUCUGCACCGUCAUUUCAGAACUGUUCCUCAUGGUAUUCUCGCUCUGGACGUGGCCGUAUAACAGAAUAUACUAGUAAUGCUCAGCCAUUUAGCUCGCAGUAUAGACAACAACCGUUUCACAUGAGAGACUAGUGUGCAAAUAUGUGACUGUAGGCUUUUGAUGAAGGGUGCUCUGUAGUGUGAGGCUGUGCAGUUUGUUAACCUGUCAUUCAUAUUUUAGCAAAAGACCUCAUGUUCUAGCCUUGUGCGUUCAUGUUGCUUUUCUAAUCAAUGAAGGACUGCUUAAAAUGUUUUUGAAGGAGACCAUGGGUCCUUUUUUGUAAAAUGCAAAUCCUGUGCCCAUUUUCUGCAUUGCAUUAGAAGUAAGGGCCGUUUUUCAUCCUAAGUGACACUGUUAAUUAUCACUCUGUCUUAGACUCUUAAUUGAUUUGAUCUGAAAUAUGACUUGGGUGUGGUGGUGCAGUGGUUAGCCCCACCGCUUCACUGGUUCAAUUCCAUAUCACUGCAAGUUGACUGUACGUCGCUUUGUCGCAUUCUCAGUAAGUCUUAUAAUGCUAAAUUAUAAUUGUUCUAAUAAGCUCUAUUCUUGCACUGGUCUUUUAAACCAUGAUGAGGACAUCCAAUGACAUAUAUUAGUGAUGCCAAAAAUAGCAGACAACCUAGCCAGUUUUGAUGUGUCAUCACACGUGGAACCACAUUAAGCAGCAUUACAUUGCGUGACAGUGCAGUUUCUCAGGCGGCUUAUAGGGAAUUCCGUUCUCAACUCUGUGAGUGAAAACAUAACUUGUAUACUGGGGACAAUCCAUACAGGUUUUUUUAUUUUGUCUUUUAAAGCAACUUUUAUAAGGAUGGAAAAUUGUUUAGUUUUACGUUGGACUUAUUGUUUACUUUUGAUUUGAAUGUUAGGAUCUUAAAGUGGGACAUAUUGACAAAAUGAAUGAUUGAAAAUGAACAGGAUUUUUGAAAACAAAAAAUCAGACAGUGAAGACUAAAAUUGACAAUUUUGUAACGGGUUGUAAAGAAAAAGUCAGUAAAACAAUGCAGAAAUGUGACAGAUAUGUGUAGAUAUACUGAAAUGAUAUCUUUGAAUGCAAGAGUACUUUAAUGCCCCACCCUGCACUUCUCUUUGACUGAUGAAUCACCCAAUUGCAUCUUAAAGCAUCUCCCUCUCUGUGACAGAAUGGUGUGCUGUGGGUUUUUCUGCUUGAGUUCGGGGUUACACGUGUUUCACUGUGCAGUCACUGAACCAGAAUGAAGUUGGGGGAGGUCAGAGUUGGCUUUAAACUGGUUUAAGAAACAGGCUCAUCCUUUUUUUACAAGGGAUGAACUGUCUGAGAGGCCAAGAGACUGCGUGCCUUUUGACCCUGGAGGAAAUUAGAUAUCAAAAUACUCCAACUUUUCCUAAAUGUGGUGUCUUGUGUUUUGUUUGGGGGAUCAGACUUUUACUCUGCCUGUUCAAAAGACCUGCCAUAACAUGGGCUGCUAUCCACUGGAGCGUAGAAUAAUUCCUGUGUUGUUGAAACUGACAUUAAAUACAGUGCUUUUUGUA
Molecule: messenger RNA, 4805 nt
Organism: Clupea harengus (Atlantic herring)
Lineage: Eukaryota; Metazoa; Chordata; Actinopteri; Clupeiformes; Clupeidae
Gene: sec22c
Product: SEC22 homolog C, vesicle trafficking protein
Biological process (GO): endoplasmic reticulum to Golgi vesicle-mediated transport
Source: RefSeq, a predicted model, not a curated record